Molecule: messenger RNA, 1410 nt
Organism: Fusarium odoratissimum NRRL 54006
Lineage: Eukaryota; Fungi; Ascomycota; Sordariomycetes; Hypocreales; Nectriaceae
Exons: 3
Coding region: 1-1410 (469 amino acids)
Source: RefSeq, a predicted model, not a curated record
AUGGCAUGCCCUUAUUGCACCGAAGAAUCUCAACCGACUGGAGUUGAACAGAGCAUCCGCCGAGGGCCUGAAAACGAUCGUUCUGCAGAGGCACAUCAUCGCCGAAUCCACCUCAACAUCGAGCUCCCUUCUUAUGCCUGUCGGCGGUCAAAGCUCAUCAAAAAGGCGCUACGAAAGCUCUCUGGAGCGCUCGAAACCUGGGAGCCCACAGAUCGUAUAACGUUGGAACUCAAUGUAUACUCACCCAGCGACCCGGACCAUUGGUUCAAGAACCAUCUUUACGGAUUCAACCACGAAGAUGAUGGAAAUCUCCUCGAGAAGCAGAAAACUUGGGAUGAUCCAAAACACGGCUGGGUUAAAGGGAAGCAAGUGACGCUUCCAAACGCAGCCUCUAUCCUGCAGCUAUUCAAAACAAUCAGUCCGGAGAUCGCGGCUGGCGCGAAACCCGCACAAGUCCCUGCCGUCAAGGGCAUUGUGAUCCGCCGACAGAUGCGACGUAGAAUCAACCCGUUAACGCUCUGCAUCCUGCUGGAGCGGUUUCCAAAUGCGGAGAGCAUCGACUACGAGCCGUGGCGGGUUCUGUGCCACUCACUCGAUGAAAAUGGCUCGAUUUACGGGCGUCAUGACCUCAUGAUGCAGGUUCUGCUUCGCAAACUGCCCCAGCACGUCAGAUCAGUGACUAUUUUCGAAGAUUUCAACGAACAAAUCAUGGAGGCUAUUCGCAACGACAUGGACCCGUCCAUCAUCAGUAUGUCCAUGCAAAUAGAGACUCGCCGGUUCACAAGAUCUGAGUUGGGGGAAGCCUUUGCUGUGAAGAGCCGUGACCUCGAACAUCUUUCUGUGGCGUUUAUGAUCGAUGCUCGAGACUUCCUCAGAUCUUGCAAGAUGCUCAGUGACUGGCCUCGGCUCCGAUCGCUGAUACUCACAGCGCCGAUCAUGACGAAAGGAUCUCGGGACAGUAUAUCUGGCUUGUUGGUCAAUGCUGGCGAGGUUGCGCAACAGAUGCUGCAUUUGAAGAGUCUCGCCAUCUGGCACUGCUCCCACGAGAAGGCCUGCGCAGUCAUCUUCCACAAGAACGAAAGGGAAGACAGAAACGGACAUGAUUCGGCGACCCUAACAUGGCGAGGAACACGCGAUUUCGAUUUCAGUAAAGAGGUGGUUGAGACAUGGCAGAAAGUCGUCUGCACAUGUAAUUCUCAUCAAGGAUGUUUUGGUCAAUGUGACUCUCACCAACUCCUUUUCAGGAUUGAGCGAGUGGAGGACGAAAUCAUCUCUCAUGGCGAUGCCAUCCAUCAUCUCCGUUUGCCUGAUGGUGUAAUUGAUCCUACAUCGCUGCGGCAGAUACGCCAGGAAGGGACAUUGCAAAGAGAGGCCUGGGCAGUGGAAGCUGAGCCCAGUGGAUGGACCUAA